Molecule: messenger RNA, 711 nt
Organism: Halteromyces radiatus
Lineage: Eukaryota; Fungi; Mucoromycota; Mucoromycetes; Mucorales; Cunninghamellaceae
Exons: 4
Coding region: 1-711 (236 amino acids)
Biological process (GO): protein ubiquitination; ubiquitin-dependent protein catabolic process
Cellular component (GO): cytosol; ubiquitin ligase complex
Molecular function (GO): ubiquitin protein ligase activity
Source: RefSeq, a predicted model, not a curated record
AUGCUCAAUUUUCUAUUAUUCAAGGUUAUUUUCAUCGGUGCUGUGAUGGAUCCAGUAUGGCGGCAAAUCUUACGUCUAUCUAUGUGGAUUGGUGUCCUUGGCUUCCUUCGUAUUUUUAGUUUACUUAGUCGAGAUCGAUUUGAAAAUUUGGCCACGGUUGCUUAUGCUCCUCCAAAUGCAUAUCGUAAGAUCACUGGAUUAUUAUGUGGUAUCUUUGUGUCAAACAUUAUUUGGUAUAUUGGAAGUAUGAUAUUGUUUCCCAACUCGUUAACUUUUUUGACAUUGGAGUUUCUUCCUGUUGCUUUGGAUACUACUCAAGUCAUUACAAAAUAUUUGGCUCAUCUUUUGGAUCAAUCUAGAGAAAAUGGAUUUGAAAAUAAACGAUUGAUCAAUUACUAUGCGGAGAUCAGUGCUGAUGUCUUGAUUCUUGGAUGUACUUUACUUCAAUAUUUACAACUGAUGUGGAUGCAUGGAAUCUCAUUCGGAUUAGUGGAUAUCGUUUUAUUCCUCAAUGUACGUAGUGUGUUGAAGAAUCUACAUAGUAAAGUAGUGAUUCAUCGUGAAAGAUGGAGAGCCAUGUCUUAUGUACGAAGCCAAUAUGUGGACGCUACUAGUGAAGAAUUGGAUGCUUACGAUGAUGAUUGUGCGAUUUGUCGGGAUGAAUUGAAAACAGCCAAGAAACUUUCCUGUGGACAUCUUUUUCAUUUGUAA